AUGAACUCUCUAAUACGACAUCGAACAACUCCAAGCCAAGUUCAAUAUUUGGAGCAAUUUUUUGAGCACGAUGAUUUCCCAGAUGGCCCAACACGAGAACGAAUUGCACAAACGUUAAAAAUGCCAAGCAAAAGUGUUCAUAUUUGGUUUCAAAAUCGUCGUGCUAAACGUAAACAAGAAGAAAGAACUCGUCAGGAAAGACUGACUUAUGGAUUUAUAGAAUCAGGCUCAUCUAACUUGAAUCGGACAGAUUUGGAAUCGUUUUCGUCUAAAGAUGAUUCUUCUGAGCAUUCUUGUGCAUCAUUUCAUCGAUCUUUUUUUUCAAAAUACAGAGAAAAUACGAUGGCAGAAUCCACCAUUUCAACUUUUGAUAAUAAAGCUAAAGAUGAAAGAGUGCGUCUUCCUCCAAUUGAUCACAUAAUCCCAAAAGGUCUUUUGGAUGCUCCAACUGCAGUAGCUAAUCGCAAUUCUGGUACCAUGAAACCAGAAUAUAGUAAAAAUAGCUCGAAACCUUUGCAAAGUGUUCAUCAUCAAAGUACCUUUAUUAAUCCGUUUUUAUCCGAUAAAGACAGAAAUAACGAUAGCACAACAGCAAUUAUAAAGCCAAUUCCAAGAUCGUCUCCACUCACCGAAUCAACCCUUACAGCAAUUAAUGCUAAUUCUAAUCAUCAUCAUCCUCAUAUUUCUCUUUCACCACUAAGUAAUAUAUUAUCGUCGAACAGCGAGAAAACUAUUGUUGGAGAUUCCGAAGAUGGAAAUGGCAUAAAGAAAGAGGCUCAAAAACGAAAUAAGAAUAUGGAUAUUGCAUCAUUGUUGUGUUGA
Molecule: messenger RNA, 822 nt
Organism: Ambispora gerdemannii
Lineage: Eukaryota; Fungi; Glomeromycota; Glomeromycetes; Archaeosporales; Ambisporaceae
Source: the annotation of a GenBank genome assembly